Molecule: messenger RNA, 1151 nt
Organism: Centruroides sculpturatus (bark scorpion)
Lineage: Eukaryota; Metazoa; Arthropoda; Arachnida; Scorpiones; Buthidae
Product: V-type proton ATPase subunit S1-like
Exons: 3
Coding region: 13-471 (152 amino acids)
Cellular component (GO): proton-transporting V-type ATPase complex
Source: RefSeq, a predicted model, not a curated record
UUUGAUAUUAAAAUGGAUACAACUGGAACAAGCCUUACUUCUGCAGGCUUAAAAUUAAUAUUCAAUACUAAAAGUGCAGACUGGUUUUUGGAAGAGGCAUCAUUUUCUUUUUCUGCUAAAGAUAUAAAAGAGGAUAACAUAAGCUUAGUAUUUUCCAAAAUAGAUGCUCCACGCAAGUUUUCUUACAGUUGUUAUAACACAAUUUUCAAAAUACGUAAUGUAACGGCUAUUUCUGGCAAUAUAACUUUUGAUUUUUUUCAAAUACAGCCAUUUAAAAUUGGGAGUGACAAUUUUGCAGAAAGCUUUGAUUGUGUGACAUUUUUUACCAUUCCAAUAUGGAUGGGCUUUAUGGUCGUCAUUCUUCUCACUGCCAUCUUGGCCUUUGGCAUCUACAUGCUUUUCAGCAUACACACUAUGGACAGAUUUGAUGAUCCGAAAGGAAAACCUCUUUCCGUACCAACUACGGAUUAAUGUUUAAAUAAAAAAUAUCUAUUACAUUCCUUAAAAAAUUCAUGCACAUAAUUCAUAGGAUAUAAUUUAAACAGAAAUUAAAUAAGUGUACAUAUGUAUACAGAUCGUACAGAAUAGCCUAAUGCGUUAUUUGAUGUCAGUAACAGUGUAUAGUGAAAGAGUACAUCUUCACAUACUAGUCCAGAUUAUAUUUUGAAGUGUUGUGAAUUUAUUUUGUGUGUAUAUAAAAUAAUUUCAUGUUUGUAUUUAAAAUGAAAUAUUUAUUAUUUAAUUUCCAUUCUUUAUUUUAGAAAUAUUUCUUCUGAGUAUGAUUGAAAUUAUUACGAGUACUUCAUAAAUAAAAUGCUUCCUCUAAUUAGUUAAGAAAUUGAUCUCGUAUAGCAAAGCAUUAAGAUUGACAUCUGUACAAUGAAUAGUUUGAUGAAAGAAAAAAAUUUCAUUACUAUUCAAUAGUAUUAAACAACUGAAGCAAAUUAAUUUAAAAUCAUUAAUAGCAGUUACUUUUUUCUUCCUGAAUACUUUCUUUUACAUUGUAAAAUAUUGUUAAGUUUUAAAGUAAAACUACUUAUAGUGCAGUAAUUGCAAGUCUCCUUCUGUGUUGUUUAUAAAUGUUCAGUCAUAUCCAUUUUCUUUAAAAAGAUUUUUGUACUAACAAUAAAUGAACAUUAAGGAAACUGAAA